This is a messenger RNA of Procambarus clarkii (red swamp crayfish), 627 nucleotides long. RefSeq lists its product as uncharacterized. NCBI's taxonomy places the organism in Eukaryota, Metazoa, Arthropoda, Malacostraca, Decapoda, Cambaridae. The record is from RefSeq and is a predicted model, not a curated record.
AUGGUGACGGUGAAGAAGUACCGGGGACCUGGUCACAGUUACUCUAGUCGCUUUCACCGUGGAAGUCACAACAGUAACUCCCGACGUCUUCACGGCUACACCUCCCGCUGUCUUCCCAGAUGCCUAACAUUAAACACCGUCAAGACAGUAGACGGAGACCACGACACGGGACUAACACAAGAGGGAGACCACGACACGGGACUAACACAAGAGGGAGACCACGACACGGGACUAACACAAGAGGGAGACCACGACACGGGACUAACACAAGAGGGAGACCACGACACGGGACUAACACAAGACGGAGAACACAACACGGGACUAACACAAGAGAGAGACCACGACACGGGACUAACACAAGAGGGAGACCACGACACGGGACAAACACAAGACGGAGACCACAACACGGGACUAACACAAGAGAGAGACCACGACACGGGACUAACACAAGAGGGAGACCACGACACGGGACUAACACAAGAGAGAGACCACGACACGGGACUAACACAAGAGAGAGACCACAACACGGGACUAACACAAGACGGAGACCACGACACGGGACUAACACAAGAGGGAGACCACGACACGGGACUAACACAAGAGGGAGAGAACACGACACGGGACUAA